This is a messenger RNA of Anopheles marshallii, 990 nucleotides long. RefSeq names its product very-long-chain 3-oxoacyl-CoA reductase (gene spidey). Gene Ontology annotation, molecular function: oxidoreductase activity. The record is from RefSeq and is a predicted model, not a curated record. Gene Ontology annotation, cellular component: endoplasmic reticulum. Bases 1 to 990 code for a protein of 329 amino acids. Lineage: Eukaryota; Metazoa; Arthropoda; Insecta; Diptera; Culicidae. The transcript is spliced from 4 exons.
AUGGUCACCGCUUCGAGUGUUCUUGGCAGCACCAGUGCUGUGCUGGUGUCGCUGUUUAUAUUGCGUAAGGUUUUCCCCUGGAUUUAUCAAAACCUUAUCGGUCCAAAGGUGUUCGGCUGCCGCAUUAACCUGAAAAAGACCGGCGAAUGGGCCCUCAUCACCGGUGCAACCGAUGGCAUAGGAAAGGCGUACGCUCAGGCGCUUGCCCGAAAGGGUCUUAACAUUAUUUUGAUCAGUCGAACACUUUCGAAGCUCCAGGAUGUGGCUAAAGAAAUUGAAACGGAAUUCAAGGUGCGCACGAUGGUUAUUGCCGCUGACUUCACAAGUGGGACCGAAAUAUACGCACAAAUCCAACGACAAAUAGAGAAUAUGGAAAUCGGUGUGCUGGUUAACAACGUCGGCAUGAGCUACGCGAACCCCGAAUACCUGUUGGAAUUGCCGGACAAUGAAAAGCUCAUUAAGAAUCUGCUCAGCUGCAACAUUCUUUCAGUGACGCGCAUGUGUCAGCUAAUAAUGCCCGGCAUGGUAAAACGGCAUGCUGGUGUUGUGAUUAACAUUUCAUCGCUCUCUGCCGUCAUUCCCGCACCAUUGCUAACCGUAUAUUCUGCUUCAAAAGCGUACAUGGACAAAUUUUCCGAAGAUCUCGCCUCAGAGUAUACGAAACACAAUAUAGUGGUUCAAUCUGUUCUGCCGGGACCUGUAGCUACCAACAUGUCAAAGAUUCGAAAGAGCACAUGGAUGGCUUGCUCGCCAAAAGUGUUCGUAGCUAGCGCGAUUGACACUCUUGGUCACACUCGCCAAACUACGGGAUACUUUCCACAUGCUUUGUUAGAGUUAGCUAUCAAUAUGUUAAGCUUUGUUUCGCCACGCUUGACAGAAAAACUUACUAUAAACACUAUGCAAAACAUUCGCGCUAGAGCACUGAAAAAGUCCACUACCAAAUCAUCUGCACCAGGUGAUGCAACGGAACUAACCGCUUCGUCGCCGUAA